This is a messenger RNA of Neospora caninum, 3621 nucleotides long. RefSeq lists its product as hypothetical. The record is from RefSeq and is a predicted model, not a curated record. Lineage: Eukaryota; Apicomplexa; Conoidasida; Eucoccidiorida; Sarcocystidae. The transcript is spliced from 8 exons. The coding region runs from base 1 to 3621 and encodes 1206 amino acids.
AUGGAUAUGUGGAGCACGGAUGUCUGGGAGGAGGCCUUGCCUCCAGGCACACACCCUCCUGCUCGGCGAGCGUCGCUCCUCCAUGGAUCGCCCGCCGAAGUUGAAGACUUUGUGAUUUCAGAGAAAGCCGUUGCGCACCAGUGCGUGGAUAUGACGCCGGCGUACUCCGUACACCUUCCGCCGGACCUGUCCUCUGAAACCGCCUCCUUCGCGUCUACGCCUCGGGCUUCUCCGUACGCGAUGCGAGACGACUUUGCGGGCGGAGAGAAGCGCUUUUCUGGAAGCUCGCCGCCGUCUGCACUGACACGACACGUCGACAAGGUGCGCGCGGACUCCACCCUGGAGUUCACGGAGCAGCGGCGCGCCGUGCAGAAGCGGCGCCGCGAAGAGAAGAAGAAACAGCUGGCCCACAAGGAGGAACAGAAAGAGCAACAGUUCAUGCAGUUCAUUCGAGACAGAUACACACAACUCAACCGGGUGUGGCCGCCGCCAAGAGCGUGCGUCUUCAUCAUUGGCCGAUGCGCAGAAAAGCAGGGAAAGAAAGGAACGCGCCAAGACAUGCCAUUGCUGGUGGAUGGGGAUCUCGAAGCUGCAGCGGAGUUUCACCGGGCACACUCUCUGUGUGAUCUUCAUCGCAUGACGACGUCGCUGCACGUUCGCCGAUCUGAGCCCGAGAAACCAGUUGCCAAGCCUUCGCCUCCUCGCGAGGAGAAGCAGAAUACUUCUCGCCCAACUUCGACAUUGCGCGUUUCUUUUGCAUCCAAACUCGAGACUCCUGCUCCGUCUCCGCCUCCCCCCGCGCCUGUACAGGCUACGCCUCCGCCUCCUCCCCCGCCUGUACAGGCUACGCCUCCGCCUCCGCCUCCGCCUCCUCCCCCGCCUGUACAGGCUACGUCUCCUCCUCCUCCUCUCACACCUGUACAGGCUACGCCUCCGCCUCCUCCCCCGCCUCCUCCCCCGCCUCCUCCCCCGCCUGUACAGGCUACGCCUCCUCCUCCUCCCCCGCCUGUACAGGCUACGUCUCCUCCUCCCCCCCCCCCUGUACAGGCGACGCCUCCGCCUCCAGUAGUGUCGCCGGAUGCCGACAAGAAGAAGGAAGAGGAGAAGAAGGAAGAAAAGAAGGAAGAGAAGAAGGAAGAAGAGAAGAAGGAAGAAGAGAAGAAGGAAGAAGAGAAGAAGGAAGAGAAGAAGGAAGAGGAGAAGGAAGAGGAGAAGAAGGAAGAUGGGAAGAAGGAAGAUGGGAAGGAGGAAGACGGGAAGAAGGAAGAGGAGCAAAAGAUUGAGAAAGUUGAUAUAACGCAAGACGAGACACAGGACAAACUAGCGGACCAGCUUGUUGCAGCAGAAAAGAAUCAAUCACGAGAUGACCAAGGAGGUAUGAUUGUGCAGACGGAGUUGAUUUUGCCGGAUGAGGAACAGAAAGUCAUCAACGCUCAAGUCGAAAGAUGGACAAAGUUGGUGAUCUCCAUCAGCCACACGGAUCGCCUCUUCUUCAAGUUUGCCAGCUAUUUUUCCAAGGGGUCACUCAAAGUUCGCCUCUAUUGCAUCGCCUUCUAUGACAACGAAGAUCCCAACUAUGUGUCUCUGCUGUCAGGACACCGCACGAAGCUCAUGCGCCCUGAAGUUCAACCGGCGUAUCCGAAAACGCGUAUACGGUGCAUAUUUGAUCAACAGCUGAUUCUUCCCUUUGACGCCUCGUCGAAAGGGUUCCACUUGGGCAUCGUGGCGGUGAUGGGGCAGAAGAAGAAGACAGGAGAAGGCGAAUUUCGCCGCAAACUGAUUGGCAUGACAGAGUUGAUCGACGCCCGCCGAGACAAAAUUCGCCUCAGACGGACCGUUGCAUGGGCGCUCUUCGUGCCCCAAGACCUCGUUGGCCAUGUCGCCACGCCUCAGAUCACGGGAGAGCUUUUUUUCAGUGCGGAAGGCUUCGAGGGAGACGACGGACCAGCGUUGCCGAAAGAGGACGUCCUGAGAGCCUCGUUCGACUUUGGGGCGGAGGACCGCAAGCAGGCGAAGAUGCUCGCGAAGGCGGAAAGGGUGAGACGAGGCGUGGCGAAACCGGCGCCCGAGAAGCCCAUGGGCUUCUUCCAGCGGCUCUUUGGCGGCCAGCGUCAGAAGGACGCGCAGCCGCAGACGCCGGAGCCGGUGGCCUACUCCGCGUUCCUCAAGACCUCGCUCGGGAAGAUUCCGUUGCCUCCGGCUCACAAGCCUGAGUUCCUCAACGUGCUCAGUGACGCCCCGCGGCCCGACGACGCGACUGAGGGGGAGCCGGAAGUGCUGCGCAUCGUUCGGAAUAGAAUGGAGGUGCAAAGCAUCAUCGUGACGAAGACAGCGGGACGGCGGGCGGAGGGGGGCGACGCGGAGAAGUCGAAAGCCGGCGACGGCGGGGGUGCGCGGUCCUCCACGCGAUCGGCGGGCGCUCACGGGAGCUCUCACAGCGACAAGCCGCGGCGCGUGCACACCUCGUCUGCUUCCAGGUCCACCGCGACAUCGGAGAGAACCGACCGAAGCCACAGGAGCGAAGUGCAGGCGAAAGACGCGCACCUCCGUGUGGACAGAAGUGCUCGAGGCGAUUCGCGUGCGUCGCCGAGGAAGAGCCCGUCUGCGAGUGAGAGAGACGCGAAGGCUGGUGCGAAAGACACUCAGAAAACGGCGUCCGGAGGAAAGAUGCCGCCAAGCCCCCGAGGCAGAACAAAGGACUCGGGACAGCCGAUCCCCCCCUCACGGUCGCGCGUGGACGCGACUCCGCGCUCCACGGCAGAGACACGUGCGCAGCAAGGAAAGGCAGGCCCCGGCGCCGACACGAAAGCCACGGCGCCAGACAGCAAGCAAGGAACCGGAAAAGCUUCGGCGCCUCCGGGGAAACAAUCCAGCGCACAGCGGAGCGCCUCUCCAGCGGGGCAACAAGCAACCCAGAGCGCUGUCUUGCCUGCAAAGAAGGCGGAUCCUAAAGCGGCGGCUUCGCCUGCAAAGAAGGCGGAUCCUAAAGCGGCGGCUUCGCCUGCAAAGAAGGCGGAUCCUAAAGCGGCGGCUUCGCCUGCAAAGAAGGCGGAUCCUAAAGCGGCGGCUUCGCCUGCAAAGAAGGCGGAUCCUAAAGCGGCGGCUUCGCCUGCAAAGAACGCAGAUCCUAAAGCGGCGGCUUCGCCUGCAAAGAAGGCAGACCCCAAGGCGGCGGCUUCGCCUGCGAAGAAGGCAAGCCAAAAUGCCCCAGCGUCUGAGAAGGCCGCGAGCAAGCAGAGAACCGCUUCUCCCGCAGGGAAACCAGCGAACCCGACUGCAGCGCCGGGUGGGAAGCAAGCUGUGACGAAGUCGGCGGCUUUGGGGAAAGUGAGCGAGACAAAAGUGACGGGUCCACCACCCGUGAAGAAGGUCACAGGAGCCUCUCCGCAACAGAAAGCCGCAGGGGGAACUGCCAAGGGCCCUGCGAAAGCUACAAAGACCAGCGCCGGGAAGGACGCCGGGCCGCCACAAAAAGACGCAACGGGGGCGAAGCCCGCUGAACAAGGGAAGACGGCCAAGCCAGGCAAACCGGCAGAGACGAAGGCUCCAGCGAAAAAGGAAGCGGCUGCGGCACCGACAGUCAAAAAGGCUGCCCCCGCCGCACCGCCAAAGAAGGCGUGA